AUGGUGAAAAACCACCAGAAUUAUCUAGCCAAGUUCCCCGAUCGUUUGAGAAGAGUUGCCUAUAAUCUCUCUGAGCGAAGAGAGCGACUGAAAUACAGAGCUUUCUGUGUCUCAAAUGGGAGUCAGCUGCUGUCUGAGGCUGCUCCAGCGCCGUGCAGGAAUUUGAACCAAGUUGCAUUCGUCUUUACAGGGCAAGGAGCCCAGUGGGUACAUAUGGGACGUGAUUUGAUGUUUGAGUUUCCAUCUUUCCUAGAGAAUAUUCGAUCCAUGGACCGUGUAUUAAGGGCCCUUGAACAUGCCCCCUCUUGGUCUAUUGAAGACGUUCUUUACCACACAGAUGAUGGAAAAGUCCUGUCACAACCAGAAUAUUCUCAAACAAUCUGUACUGCUCUACAGAUCGGACUUGUAGACCUGUUAGAAUCAUGGGGCGUCAAGCCAUUCGCUGUUGUUGGCCAUUCCAGUGGCGAAAUAGCUGCUUCAUACUCAACCAGAUCUUUGACGAAGACAGAAGCCAUGACCAUUGCCUUCUACCGCGGUCAUGUCUGUAAGAACCCGCCGCGGAAGGGGGGGAUGGCAGCCGUUGGGCUAGGUAAGGCACAGGUGGCUGCUUUCCUGCUUCCGGGAGUCAGUGUUGCUUGUGAAAACAGCCCAUCCAGUGUCACUUUGGCAGGUAAUGUGGGUGCUUUAGAGACGGUGAUGGCCAAAAUCAAGAAGGCGAAUGAGGACACAUUCGUUAGAAGAUUGAAGGUGGAAAUGGCUUAUCAUUCCGACCACAUGCGUGAUUUGGGAGACAAAUACCGUGACUUGGUCGCCGGCCACCUUGACCCUCGUCCGCCCAGAGUCCCAUUUUACUCUAGUGCGUACGGUGGAACGGUACUUUCUAAGGCGUCUCAAUUCGGCCCGCGCUACUGGCAAGAGAAUUUGGAAAAUCCCGUUCUCUUCAACGCAGCUGUCAAGUCUAUGGUUUCUACGACACCUCAAUUAGUUCUAUUGGAGGUUGGGCCACACUCGAGUCUGCGAGGCGCACUAAGCCAAAUCACACAACCGCUUCACUCCACAGUCCUUUACGUCCCCACGUUGGUCCGCGAUAAGAACGAUACAGAGUCGUUUCUUUCAACAAUAGGCCAGCUCUUUACAGCAGGUGUGGAUAUCAGAGCUCAUUCAGAUCCUACCGAUGCGAUAGUGCUAUCAGAUCUGCCAAGAUACCCAUUUCAUUACGAAAAAAGUUACUGGGUUGAGUCAAGAGUGAUGAGCAAUUGGCGAUUCCCAAAGCACCUUCCACAUGACUUGUUGGGUAUUCGAAUUCUGGAUGGAACUGAUAUGGUCCCAACUUGGCGAAACAACCUUCAGCUUUACGAACUUCCUUGGCUGAGGGAUCAUCGGGUUGGGAAGGAUAUCGUAUUCCCAGCUGCUUGUUACAUUGCCUUAGCUGGCGAAGCCGUAUUUCAACUGACUGAGGGCGAUGCACGUGACUAUACUGCGAAGUCUGUGGAUCUUCAUCAGGCUUUACUUCUCCAGGAAGACGCUGCGACCGAAAUUGUUACAACUCUUCGCCCUCAGCGCCUCACAACAAGCCUCAAUAGUGACUGGUACGAGUUUCUGAUCGUAUCGCAUGAUGGAGAAACAUGGAAGAAGCAUUGCUCUGGGUUAGUCCGAAUCGGUCGUGCGUCUACGCCACCGCCAGCCUUCAACAAGGUAGCGGAGACACUCCCCAGAAAGGUCUCAUCAACCCGUUGGUACGAAACCGGUGCCCGUGUCGGACUGAAUUAUGGCCCUUGCUUCACAGGGCUCCAAAACAUCACCGCUGGCGUUACCGAGACCAGGUCCGCGGCGGAUAUCAUUGAUAAACCUGAGACGGCAUCCGAAUCUAUAUACCCUCUCCACCCAAUCACCCUGGACUUGGCCUUCCAAGCACUGACAGUAGCCAUCUUUCAGGGUGACUAUCGCACUCUUGAUUACCUUCCUCUACCUAUGUUCCUCGGAGAGAUCUAUGUCGGCCAUGGAACAGGUCAGAAGAUACAUAUCUGCUCCACCAGCGGCAGUCAAAACUCGUCUGGUGGUCACAUGUACGGGAUCGGGGAAGACGGGGACUUGCUCCUCUACCUGAAAGAUCCGGUGCAUAUAUGCCUAGAGAAGGACAGUGUUGGGCCAGAGCCAAUGGCUGUCACUUUGGAAUGGAAACCCGACUUUUCCUUCCUAGACAGUGGCAAACUGACCAGACCAAUCUACGACAUCCGAGAACAACUCAUGUUGGGUGAGAGACUGUAUGUGCUCUGUGCCUUGGAAUCUAACAUCGCCUUACAGGGCGUCUCAACAGCGCAGCCACAUCUUGAGCGGUAUAGGCGGUGGCUGGGGACUCAAUGUGCGCGAUUGGCAGAGCCGGGCUAUCUUCUGGUCGAGGAUUCGGUUGACUUGGUCAACAUGGCUUCCAAGGAUCGCCGAGAGCUGAUUCCCAAGAUUCUUGAGCAAUGUAAAGCGACCGGCUGUGGUGAUAUUGGAAUCGCAAUCUGGAAGGCAUAUGAUCAGCUGGUUAAUAUAUUUGAGGGGAAAACGGACUUCCUAGACCUCGUCAUCAACGAUGGGACUUUGUCAAAUGUAUACAAUUGGGCCAACGACAUGUGGGAUGUCAGCGAGUUUUUCCAGCUCCUCGGCCAUAUGCAACCCCAGAUGAAAGUCCUCGAGAUUGGAGCUGGCACAGGUGGGCUGACUGCCAAGGUUCUUGAACACCUUCGCUCGUCAUAUGAGGAACGGCUCUAUUUGCAGUACACCUUUACAGAUUUGUCAUCUGGUUUCUUUCCAGCUGCAAAUAAAAGGUUCGCAGAGUACCAGGCUAUCGAGUAUAAGGUACUCGAUAUCUCAAGGAAUCCGCUGGAGCAGGGGUUCCAGCGCGAGGAGUACGACCUUAUCAUUGCCUCCAAUGUUCUACAUGCCACCCCCAUUUUGCAUGAUACGCUUGUUAAUGUCAGAACUUUACUGAAACCUCAGGGCCGGCUAUUCUUACAGGAGCUCUCUCCAGUCGGCAACAGCAUGGGCUAUAUCAUGGGCAUCUUCUCGGGCUGGUGGCUAGGGGCAGCAGACGGUCGCGACGGAAAACCUUUCAUUUCGCCUGAAGAAUGGGAUACAAGGCUGCGUUCCGCAGGAUUCAACGGGUGCGAGACGGUCAAGUUUGACAAUGAGAAGCCAUAUCACCUCAAUGCAAAUAUCGUGGCCCGGCCAGCAAUAGAGGUUGAAUAUUCCCGAACUAUUACGCUCCUUUCUGGCCCAUCCGCAAUCCAUCCGCUGGCAUUGAAGGUGGAGACACUGCUACAGCACAAAGGAUACCAGACGAUGCACUACCACUGGGGUGAUGAGCAACAUACUAUCCCGGACCAGGAUCUGAUAUCCUUUGUUGACCUUGACCAGCCUUUCUUAAAAGCCCCAAGCGAAGCAGACUGGGAUCAAUUCCUUCAGAUGAUUGGGACUCUGCAACAGGCAUCCGCUAUUUGGCUUUUACCUCUCACGCAGAUAAAAUCGGACGAUCCGCAUACAGCAUUGAUCCUUGGGGUGACUCGAACCAUCCGCUCGGAGCUCGCAAUGCCCCUCAUCACUCUCGAGAUGGAAUCUCACGCUAGUUUGGAAGCGGCAGUUGCAGUGGUUGAUGUUCUCAACAAAUUGCAACAGCGCAAUGAGGAUGACGGGGACCUCGAUCCAGACAUGGAAUACUGUUGGGCUAAUGGUGCUGUGCACAUUGGACGGUACCACUGGUACCCAGUCAAGAAGGCCUUGAAAGAAACGGCGGCUGAGCCAGCCACAAAGGUGUUGAGGAUUGGGACCCAUGGACUGCUACAAUCUCUGUAUUGGAGUGGAUGUGCUUUACCUGAGCUUGGAGCAGAUCAAGUACAGAUUCAAACACAAGCUGUUGGAUUGAACUUCAAAGACGUGCUUGUUGCCAUGGGCGUGGUGGAUAAUGCCUCAAAGGAUGCUAUUUUUGGCGUGGAAGGGGCUGGAUACGUUAGCAAGACCGGCGCAAACAUUGACUAUCUCGAUGUGGGAGACAGGGUUAUCUAUAUUGGAACUUCCACUGUUGGUCUGGCGACGGAGGUCCAGAGACAGGGAUGCUUCACUCUGCGGAUACCGGACUGCCUCAGCUUUGAGGAUGCGGCGACCAUGUCUGCCGCGUAUGUCACAGUACUCCUUGGUGUUGUUGAAAAGGCACGUCUUGAACAUGGACAGUCCAUCCUCAUCCAUGCAGCCACGGGAGGUGUCGGCAUCGCGGCUAUCAAUGUAGCACGGUGGCUUGGACUGGACGUUUACUGCACGGUGGGUAGUGAACGCAAGGUGGAAUUCUUAGUCCAAAAGCAUGCCAUUCCUCGCGAUCGGAUUUUCUAUUCGCGUGAUACCAGCUUUCGAGAUGACAUCAUGGCAGCGACGAAUGGUGUAGGCGUCGACUGCGUACUGAACUCUCUCUCGGGGGAAUUGUUGCACGCCUCGUGGGAGUGUGUAGCCGCAUCGGGCUGCAUGAUUGAAAUCGGGAAAAGAGACAUGAUCGGUCGAGGCCAGCUGGCUCUUGAUAGAUUUGAAGACAACCGCACGUAUAUCGGGAUCGAUUUGAGCAGAUACAUUGUCACCAACCCCACCAAAAUUAUGAAGCUAAUGAAGCUGAUGAUGCAUCUCUAUACUGGGUCCCACAUCCGGCCCAUCGAUCCCAUCACCCUUUACGGUGCCAAUGAGGUCCAAGACGCCUUCCGGUAUAUGCAACAAGGGUCUCAUAUUGGAAAGGUCGUCAUCAAGUUUCUGGAGGAUCAAGGAGCACUUCGAUGGAGUGUAGAGACACCCACGCCAUCAUUUAAACAAGAUCGAGCUUACCUCCUCGUCGGUGGAAUGGGCGGGUUGGGACGGGCCAUUGCUACGUGGAUGGUUACUCAUGGUGCCAGACAUCUCAUUUUCCUAUCGCGCUCUGCGGGGACGUCAGAAAAUGACAAGAUCUUCAUCCGAGAGCUUGAAGCAAGGGGUUGCACAGUACAAGCCUGGGCGGGAGAUGUCGCCGAUCCAGUAACCGUCAAGAACGCCAUCCAGCAAGCGCCACUGCCAAUUGCUGGUGUCAUGCAAAUGGCGAUGAUUCUCUGCGACGUGGGAAUCUUGGACAUGAGUCUCGAGGAUUACCGCACUGCUCUCAAACCAAAGGUGGAUGGAACCUGGAAUAUUCACAAUGCAUUGCCAAAUGAGUAUCUUGACUUCUUCGUCAUGUUCUCUUCUGUCUGUGGUCAGAUGGGCUAUUAUGGGCAGGCCAAUUACGCGGCUGCGAACACCUUCCUCGACGCGUUCGCGCAGUAUCGACAUUCUCAGGGAUUGAAAGCAUCUGUCCAAGAUAUCGGCGCAAUCAAUGAUGUGGGAUUCAUCAGCCAAAAUCCCGCUGUCAAAGCCUCCAUGCAGGCCGGAUCAACCCGACUGAUCACCGAGCAGGACUUCCUCGAUACACUGCAGUUGACUAUUGCUAAAUCAUCCAGCCCCUCAGUCUCGCGCCCUGCAAGAAUGGAAGACCUGGGAACUGGUCUUGUUUUCCACAACCCAAGCCAAGUCACUCAAAUGUCGGAGUGUCAGUUACCCAUCAUGCACCCAGAGAACCACAUCAUCUGGAAACGUGAUCCUCGCAUGGCCAUCUAUCGGAACAUCGAGACAACCUCUACAAAAGUCGAAACCACCAGCAACGGACUGAGAUCAUUCUUCUUGGAGGUUAACACUGAUUCGGCUGUACUUCAGCAACCUGCAGCCGCAGAAUUUCUGGCUCGAGAGCUCCGAGACCGUGUGGCAGCCUUCCUGAUGCGGCAAGAGGGUGAAGAGCCACUGGACCUUGGACUCACGCUCACAGAAGCUGGUGUAGAUUCUCUGGUAGCAAUCGAAAUACGGAAUUGGUGCAAGCAAAACCUUGGAGUGGAGAUAUCUGUGCUUGAAUUGAAAAAUGGAGGCAGCAUGCUUGAUAUUGGAGGGCUGGCUGCGAAAAAGCUCCGGGAAAAAUUGAGCAGCAGUGCAUAA
Messenger RNA from Penicillium subrubescens, 6012 nucleotides. Its product is annotated as type I polyketide synthase. The record is from RefSeq and is a predicted model, not a curated record. Gene Ontology annotation, biological process: fatty acid biosynthetic process; secondary metabolite biosynthetic process. The transcript has 7 exons. NCBI's taxonomy places the organism in Eukaryota, Fungi, Ascomycota, Eurotiomycetes, Eurotiales, Aspergillaceae. Gene Ontology annotation, molecular function: oxidoreductase activity; phosphopantetheine binding; fatty acid synthase activity. Bases 1 to 6012 code for a protein of 2003 amino acids.